AUGAUUUGGCUGAAUGAGCCUCAGAUAUGGUCAGAUAAUUUAUCAGUAAUUAAAGUUCAUACUGAUGCUAAAACAGAUUUUUGGCGUAAGACACGCAAUGGUGCUGAACGAGAUAACGGACAUUUUUAUUAUCGAUCUCUUCCAGGAGAUGAACAUUUUCUCGCAACAGUAAAUGUACAAGGAAAAUAUAAUGCUCGAUAUGAUCAAGGUGGUUUAAUGUUACGUAUUGAUGAAAAGAAUUGGAUUAAAUGUGGAGUUGAAUAUGUUGAUGGUAAACAGUUUGCUAGUGUAGUUGUUACCGUUAAUGGAUGGUCCGAUUGGAGUAUUGUUUCAAUUGAUUCACCUGAUGUUUUAAAAUUACGUGUUAAACGUGUAAAAGAAGCAGUACAUAUUGAAUAUGCUGAAGGUGAAAAUGGUGAAUUUAAAAUGAUGAGAUUAGCAUAUUUUCCAGUGAUCGAUGAAAAACAAUCUUUAAUGGUUGGAAUUAUGUGUGCAUCACCUUAUAAAGAUAGUCAUGGAUUUGAUGUUGAAUUUGAAAAAUUCAAUAUCAUUCAACAGUAUGAAUCGAAUCAGUACUAA
This is a messenger RNA of Adineta steineri, 579 nucleotides long. The record is from the annotation of a GenBank genome assembly. Lineage: Eukaryota; Metazoa; Rotifera; Eurotatoria; Adinetida; Adinetidae.